AUGGAUGAGCGUACGCCCCUCAUUACGACCGUCUACGUAACUCGGCGUCGACCAAGAUAUCCGCACACGACACUGAAACGCUUCUGUUCCGUCGCCCUCGCGAGCAGUCUGAUAGCCAUUAUUGUCUGCUUUCUUCUUCCGGUCGCCAUACUACCUCGCGGUCACGAUUCCGUCUCUUCCUACCUUCCAUGGUCCCGUCCUUAUCCUCCCUCAUGGCCGCAGAGCGCAGGCAUCACUUUCGAAGAACUUAUUGAGCUGCUUCUAGAGACUCCCGAUGAGGAUAAGGCACGUUCAUGGAGCGAGUAUUAUACGUCGGGCCCCCAUCUUGCGGGCAAGAAUUUGAGUCAAGCUCUGUGGACAAGAGAGCGAUGGGAAGAGUUCGGUGUCAAAUCGGAUAUUGUUGCCUAUGAUGUGUUCAUCAACUACCCGAGUGAUCAUCGACUAGCCUUGUUAGAUGGGCACAAGGUCAAGUAUGAAUGCAGCCUGGAAGAAGACAUCAUUGACGACGAUCCAACAACUUCAUUGAAAGAUCGCAUUCCAACAUUCCAUGGGUACUCGGCCAGUGGCAAUGUUACCGCCCCAUAUGUGUAUGUCAAUUUCGGUACUUACCAAGAUUUUGAGGAUCUACAAGCCGCAAACAUCACCUUGGAAGGCAAGAUUGCCCUAACCAAAUAUGGUCGAAUAUUCCGUGGGCUCAAGGUGAAAAGGGCUCAAGAGUUGGGUAUGGUCGGAGUAGUCAUGUACUCUGAUCCGCAAGAGGACGGCGACAUUACAGAAGAGAAUGGAUACAAAACGUACCCAGAUGGACCGGCUAGAAAUCCAAGCAGCGUGCAAAGAGGCAGUACGCAAUAUAUCAGCACACUUCCCGGAGAUCCGACAACUCCUGGUUAUCCUUCGAAGCCAGGUGUACCUCGUGUCGAUCCGCAUGGCUCCACCCCUCGCAUCCCGUCGUUGCCCAUUUCUUAUGCCGAUGCCCUCCCUCUCCUCAAAGCUCUGAACGGACAUGGGCCCAACGCAAGUUCAUUUGACAAGUCCUGGCAUGGCGGAGGUCUGGCUUACAAGGGUGUUGAAUACAAUAUCGGUCCAUCACCAGACACCGUAGUCCUCAACUUGAUGAAUGAGCAGGAAUAUGUCACAACGCCUCUGUGGAACGUUAUCGGUAUAAUCAAUGGCACAGCAAAGGAUGAGGUAAUUGUUGUCGGAAAUCAUCGAGAUGCCUGGAUUGCCGGAGGUGCAGGAGAUCCCAAUUCCGGCUCGGCAGCAUUGAAUGAAGUUAUCCGGUCUUUCGGAGAAGCUCUCAAGGCCGGAUGGAAGCCACUUCGAACAAUUGUCUUCGCGAGCUGGGAUGGCGAAGAGUAUGGUCUUAUCGGCUCGACCGAAUGGGUCGAGGAAUACCUCCCGUGGCUCUCUAGCAGCACCAUCGCCUACCUCAAUGUGGACGUUGGCGCGCGCGGAAAGCACUUUGACGCUGCUGCAUCUCCAUUGUUGAACAAGCUCUUGUACGCCGCGACAAAUUCGGUGCCCUCGCCAAACCAGACCACCAAAGGGCAGUCAGUCGGCGACGUUUGGGAUGGCCACAUACGCACCAUGGGAUCUGGCAGCGAUUUUACCGCCUUCCAGGACUUUGCCGGCAUUCCAUCACUUGAUUUCGGUUUUGGGACCGGACCGAAAGACGCCGUUUACCAUUACCACUCUAACUAUGACUCUUUCCAUUGGAUGGACGCUUAUGGGGACAAUGGGUGGCACUACCAUGUGACUGUGGCCAAAAUAUUAGCACUGGUCACCGCGCAGCUGAGCGAGACUCCCGUCUUGUUCUUGAGCGCUCAAGACUAUGCCGAAGGUCUCAGUGUCUAUUUAGACGAUGUCAAGGAGAGAUCCAAAACGCAUUUGGCAGGGUCGAGCUUCAGCUUCCAGGCACUUGACAAUGCUACCGCAGAAUUCCGCAACGCUGCCACUAAAUUCGACGAAUAUACCGCCGACUUGACGAAAAAGCUCGCAGAAGACGUGCCAUGGUGGGAAUGGUGGAAGAAAGUGAGGCUGUUCUACGAAAUACGGAAUGCGAAUGAGAAGUACAAAACACUGGAGCGUCAGUUUCUAUUUCCUGGCGGCCUAGACCACCGGACUUGGUUCAAGCACGUUGUCUUCGCUCCUGGCCGGUGGACUGGUUACGCGGGUGCCACCUAUCCAGGCCUCGUCGAGAGCUUCGAAGACAAGAACAUUACCAAUGCUAGGAGAUGGAGUGCGAUCAUUGAAGAAAGGCUGGGAGCGGCCACAAGGCUUUUGGAGUAG
Messenger RNA from Cladophialophora immunda, 2289 nucleotides. RefSeq lists its product as uncharacterized. Gene Ontology annotation, molecular function: carboxypeptidase activity. The transcript has 2 exons. Bases 1 to 2289 code for a protein of 762 amino acids. The record is from RefSeq and is a predicted model, not a curated record. NCBI's taxonomy places the organism in Eukaryota, Fungi, Ascomycota, Eurotiomycetes, Chaetothyriales, Herpotrichiellaceae.